AUGGGAAAUUGGAGUGGGAUCCAUGUAGAGAACUUCAUCCUGGUGGGCUUUCCUACCUCACAGCCCCUCCAGCUAUUCCUUUUUGUUCUCUUUCUCAUCUUCUACCUGAUGACUUUGCUAGAGAAUGCUCUCAUCAUAUCCACUGUGUGGCUCACUCCUGCCCUUCACCGCCCUAUGUAUUUUUUCCUGAGUCACCUAUCCUUCUUGGAGCUGUGGUAUAUCAAUGUUACUGUCCCUCGGCUAUUGGGAGCCUUUCUGACCCAGAAUCUUUGGAUCUCCUUUGUGGGCUGCAUGACCCAGCUAUACUUUUUCGUUGCAUUGGCCUGUACUGAGUGUGUCCUUCUAGCUGUCAUGGCUUAUGAUCGGUACCUGGCCAUCUGUGAGCCCCUCCGCUACCCUAGCCUCAUGUCUCCAUCUCUAGCUACCCGUCUAGCAACUGCUUCUUGGGUCAGUGGCUUCUUUAGCUCCAUGAUGAAGCUCUUGUUCAUUGGUCGGUUAUCUUACUGUGGCCCCAAUGUCAUCAACCAUUUCUUCUGUGACAUCUCUCCUCUCCUCAACCUUACCUGCUCAGACAAGGAACAGGCUGAGCUGGUGGAUUUCCUCCUGGCCUUGGUAAUGAUCUUACUGCCCUUGCUGGCUGUGGUGUCCUCCUAUGCCGCCAUCAUUGUGGCCAUCUUGAGGAUCCCCACUUCCCAAGGAAGGCAGAAAGCCUUCUCAACCUGUGCCUCACACCUAGCAGUAGUUGUGAUCUUCUACUCUUCCAUCCUCUUCAUAUAUGCUCGACCAAGGGCUAUGUAUGCUUUUAACUACAAUAAAGUAAUAUCUGUGUUAUACACUGUUAUUGUGCCUCUCCUCAACCCUGCCAUCUACUGCUUGAGGAACAAGGAAGUGAAGGAUGCCCUGAGGAAGACAGUGCUGGACCGAUGUCACCAUUGUGGUGAUUCCCAAGAUUGA
Molecule: messenger RNA, 954 nt
Organism: Monodelphis domestica (gray short-tailed opossum)
Lineage: Eukaryota; Metazoa; Chordata; Mammalia; Didelphimorphia; Didelphidae
Product: olfactory receptor 6P1-like
Biological process (GO): G protein-coupled receptor signaling pathway
Cellular component (GO): membrane
Molecular function (GO): olfactory receptor activity; G protein-coupled receptor activity
Source: RefSeq, a predicted model, not a curated record